CGGCAGCAACAACAACAAAUAAUAAAGCGCGGCGGCCGUCAGGGGAGGGUCGAUGCUUCGCCGCGGAACUGCAGCGGCGGCGGCAGAGACAGAAACAUGGACAGCAGCGAGUUGUUCACCAGCUGCAGGAAGGGAGAACUGUCCAGAGUGCGCUAUCUGGUUGAACAAAGAGAUGUGGAAUUAAAUGUAAAAGAUAAAUGGGACAGUAACCCAUUAUACUACGCAUGCCUGUGUGGACAUGAAGAACUUGUUCAAUAUCUGCUUGACAAUGGAGCAAAAUGUGAAGCCAAUACCUUUGACGGGGAGCGAUGCUUGUACGGUGCAUUGAAUGAUUCUAUUCGGAGAUUACUGAAAAACUACAAGCAGAUCACUGCCAAGUGUAUGCAGAGAGAUUAUUAUGAUGACUUUCUCCAGAGGUUACUGGAGCAAGCACUCUACAGCGACGUUUCCUUCCUAGUUCAUGGAGAGAUGUUCCGAGCACAUCGCUGUGUGCUGAAUGCACGCUCGACGUACUUUGCCGAAAUGUUUCAGACAAAGUGGAAGGGAAAGAAGGCAAUUGCUCUAAAGCAUCCACUGAUUAAUCCAAUGGCUUUCAAGGCAAUUCUGCAGUAUUUCUAUAUAGGCCGCCUCGACAUUGAAGUGGAAAAUGUGGAAGAUUUUAAAAUCUUAGCAAAGCAGUGCAAGUUAGAAGAUCUUAUCAGUGAAGUGGAAAGCAAAUGCAAGAAAGUGUAUGAGUUUGUCUCUUCAAAGCCUGGGACUUGGGUAAAAGUUCUGACUUUGGAACCUGAUGAAAAUUGCAGGCUACAAGAUGACAUGGCCAUGCUCGCAGACUGUGCCCUGCCAGCUGAACUGAAGGUUGGUUUUGGUGAGCUGCCAUUUGACAGUACAGACAACUUUAGCAACUACCCGGAUCUGAGUUUCAGAGUAGAAGGCUACAUCUUCCUUUGUCACAAGGCAUUCUUUUGUAGUCGUAGCGAUUAUUUCCGAGCAUUGUUACAGGAUCAUUUUUCUGAAAGUGAGGAACUUCAGAGUCAGCCCAGUAUUCCCAUGGUGACACUCCACAAUGUGACAGAGGAAAUCUUUAUCCGAGUCCUCUACUACAUCUACAGUGACGCUACCGAGUUAUCCCCGGAAAAUGUGUACGAGGUGCUGUGUGCUGCUGACCUGUAUCUUCUGCCAGGCUUGAAGAGGCUGUGUGGGAAGACCCUUGCAAUCAUGCUGACUGAGGACAACGUAGUCAGCACCUGGAGGACCGCCAAGCUCUUCAGACUUUCCCGACUGGAAGACCAAUGCACGGAAUACAUGGCUAAAAUCAUAGAGAAGCUUGUGGAGUCAGAAGAGUUUGCACAAGUGGUACAAGAUGACGCCACGGCUGUUGAGGACCGACAGGAGACUGACUCUAUCCCCCUGGUGGACGAUAUCCGCUUCCAUGUUACCAGCAACGUACAGACUUACAGCGCCAUUGAGGAAGCUAAUCAGAAACUGAAAGCCCUGGAUGAACUCCUGGCUAGAUUGGAACUCGAGUGUUAAGUUGCUUUGCAGUUGUGACCGGCUGCACACAUCCCAUUGGAAGUACUGUGCUAAAAAAACGAUGAGCUCUUUGCUCAGGCAAUAUUUUUCAUUUCUCGUAAGCUCAACUACACUUUAACGCGAUAAGAAUCGAGGACUUUUAUUCGAGAGAUGUGUCCCAUGUUGGCCUACAUUAAAUGGAAGUUUAAAGCAAUAAGAUAGAGCCCUAACAACUUUUUAAACUUUCCAACUAGUGCAAAAUUAUUAACAGUAAUCCUCAUUUUCCAAUCUCAACAAUUAAUGUUAUCAACUAUGCAGUUUCCAACAUCAACGAUGGUACUUCAGUUUGCUGCAGACUUGUUAGAAAUCUCUGGUUGCUGAGAACUAAGAAACGCUUCCAAAUGCUACCAAACUCUUUAUGGUCUGAAUCUUAACUGUUACAGUAUUUGGAUAAAGAAUGCUAAAUAUCAACAGUUUAUCUACCAUAAUCUGUAGAACAAGGAGAAUGAACAUCAAAUCAAAUGUCCUCAACUGAAAUGUGCUGUUUGUUAUUUUGCAUCCUUCUUUCAGAUGCAUCAAGUUUGCAAUAUUUUCUGUGCUUUUAUUUAAGAUUUUGUCAUUUGCUGUGGGGUUUUUUUUGUUUCAAGAAAGCUUGUGCUGCAAGGAUCUGGAUUAUUGCAAAUUUGCAAAAUAAUUUAAAUGCAUUAAUUCUUGCAUUUCACGCUGUAUCCCUUCAAUAAUAAUAAUGGGUUUUAGGCGUCAGCUUUGCUAACUUCAUGUGCUGUUUUGUUUUGCAUUGUAACAAUAUUCAGUCUGGCCCAGCAUCCUUGACCGGCCAGCCAAGAGAGAGUACUGUACUGGCAGGAAUGCCGAGUGCCUGCUGUUGUUGGGAUCUCUGCCGAUCAGGUCACUUUUGGUCCACUGCGUGAUGUGAGUCAAUGCCAUAACUGGUGUUAAAUCCCUAAACAAGCAGCUACUAUAAUAAAUGUAGCGAUGAAUCACUCGCCUAAUAAGGUCUGAAUGUGUGUUUGAAGAGGCAGUGAGUAUAAUGUCGUUGCUCCUCCCUCUGAGUUGAAAUUGACAUUUGCAUCUGUAACUAUUUAGUUUAACUUCUUGGUAAAUGCCAGGGCUGUUUGAUCAUAAGACAUAAGAGCAGAAUUAGGUCAUUCGGCCCUUCGAGUCUGCUCAGCCGUUUGAUCAUGGCUGAUCUAUUUUUCCCUCUCAACCCCAUUCUCCUGCUUUCUCCCUGUGACACACUUACUAAUUAAGAACCUGUCAAUCUCCGUUUUGAAAAUACCAAAUGACUUGGCCUCCACAGCCAUCUGUGGCAUGAAUUCCACAGAUUCACUGGGCCUUUGGCUAAAGAACCCUCCCCAUCUCUAUUCUAAAGGUACAUUCUUUUAUUCUGAGGCUGUGCCUUCUGGUCCUAGACUCUCCUAUUACCAGAAACAUCCUCUCCACAUCCACUCUAUUUAGGCUUAAUCGUGCACUUUACCCUAGAUUCUGUACUUAGAUUUGCAUAGACCUGCAAGUAAUUUGAUCCACCCUGGUCCAAUCUGCUAAUUUGGUUCAUAGUGGCAGCUCUAGCAUUUGCAUUCAUUUUUGCAUUUCAAGCUGUAUCCCUUCAAUAAUAUUACUUGCUUUUUCAACGCCUUCCUUCUUUCAGACUGCAAGCAUGGUUCACUAUCUGAUGUUGUCGCUCUUACAUGGACCAUUCUGUGAGAACGGAGAUACGAGGAACUGCAGAUGCUGGAAUCUGGAGCAAAACAGAAAGUGCUGGAGGAACUCAGCGGGUCAGCCAGCAUCUGUGAUGGGAAUGGGCAGGUACUAUUACGGGUUAGGAUCUCCUUUAGACUGACCUGUUCCGACCCGAAAUGUUGUCUGUCCAUUCCCUCCAAAGAUGCUGCCUGAUCCGCUGCGUUCCUCCAGCACUGUGUACAUUGCUCAUUCUGUGAGAAUACUGAUAUUAAUGACGGAACCCUUCCUAUUUAUCUCAUCCCAGCUUGAAGAUCCCAAGACCAGAUCAAUCCAUCAGUAAAACACAAAGUGCUGGGGGAAUUCUGUGGGUCAGGCAGCAUCUGUAGAAGGUCUGAAGAAGAGUCCCCGACCUGAAACCUCACCCAUCCAUUUCCCUCCACAGAUGCUGCCUGACCAGCUGAGUUUUGCUCAAGAUUUCAACAUCUGCAGUUCCUUAUGUUUACUAGCUUCUCUGCUCCACGCUCACUCAUUGACCAGAUGACCACAGAUUAUCCUUGUGAUCACCCUGGUUCCACCACAUCAGAGACGUUGCUAGGAUUUGAGACCCAUCUAUGCUGGGGCUCAACUAUUUCUCGCAUACAAGGAUGUUUCUACAAUUGGGAGAGUCCAGGACCAGAGGCCACAGCCUCAGAAUAAAAUGACACCCCUUGAAAAAGGAGAUGAGGAGGAAUUUAUUUAGUCAGAAGGCGGUGAAUCUAUGGAAUGGCGGAGUAGACUCGAUGGGCAAAAUUACCUAAUUCUGCUCCUAUGACUUAUGAACAUAUCUCAAUUGCCGCUCAAUUAUAUCUCCAACUCCUCCUCUCCCACCAUCUCCAGACCAGUGUGAAUCAGCCCAAUCCUAAUGUUGUCCAUAAUUGAGGCUGGGAUCGGUCAGUCCAGAGUAACACCAUCUGACUCCGUAUCUUCUCAUUAAACAUAUGAACUAUAUGUUUAUUAAAAGCGUUAAAACCUGUAAAACCUAAAGGAAACUGCGCACUUAAGAUUCUUGCAGGGGUAAAUGCCACUAUCUCAUUGGAAACUAUACUAUCACUAUCCUUUCCUAUCACAAUACUAAUUAUAUUUGCACCCUUGUCUUCAACCUUGGCAGUUGGAUUCUCCCCUCACCCCUCCACCCACCCGCCCCCCUCCCAUUACUACCCCCUGCAGCUACUGUAUAUCCAGUAAGUACUGCUGUGGGGGACAUCAUUGACUUUGUUGCAAACGACCUGUUUGUAAACACCCAGAUGACAAACGCCCAUAUUAUAAUCAAUGACUUCCACAACAUCAUUAAAACUAACCCUACCACCCUUAUUAAAACUAUCUUUAUUAAAACCACCAGUCCUACCCUUGCGCAUGACCUGAAGGUCCCCACUAAAACUACCAGGGGAUCGGCUACCACCAAUAUGGUUAAACUAAUUAAACGGGGGUGACUAAUUAUACUAAAUUUCAUUUCAUUUUUUUAUUUGGAUUCCAGGCUCUGCAGGCAUAAUAUGAGGUUAAUUUGCUUUAUUCUUUCCAUUUUUUUUGUUAAAAUAUAUUUCUCUGCAUUGCUCUAAUUUGUAUUGUACAAAAAUGGAAAUUCAUAUUUAAUGAUUGUUCUUAAAUGGCUACCAGAAACGAUAGUUUAUUUUAUCUAAUUUAAUUUGUAUAUAAUAUAUAUUUCAUUUAAAAUCUGUUUGGGUCUCACAUUAAAAGAACGCUCCUUCAGUUCGGAUUCAAAGACA
Amblyraja radiata (thorny skate) is the source of this 4970-nucleotide messenger RNA. RefSeq names its product ankyrin repeat and BTB (POZ) domain containing 1 (gene abtb1). Bases 97 to 1530 code for a protein of 477 amino acids. Gene Ontology annotation, cellular component: cytoplasm; ubiquitin ligase complex. Gene Ontology annotation, molecular function: protein binding. NCBI's taxonomy places the organism in Eukaryota, Metazoa, Chordata, Chondrichthyes, Rajiformes, Rajidae. The transcript has 12 exons. The record is from RefSeq and is a predicted model, not a curated record.